Molecule: messenger RNA, 1104 nt
Organism: Pseudogymnoascus destructans
Lineage: Eukaryota; Fungi; Ascomycota; Leotiomycetes; Thelebolales; Thelebolaceae
Gene: PEX14
Product: peroxisomal membrane protein pex14
Exons: 4
Coding region: 1-1104 (367 amino acids)
Biological process (GO): protein import into peroxisome matrix, docking
Cellular component (GO): peroxisomal membrane; peroxisomal importomer complex
Molecular function (GO): signaling receptor binding
Source: RefSeq, a predicted model, not a curated record
AUGGCUAUUAGAGAGGAUAUCGUCGCAUCGGCUGUGACAUUCCUUCAGGAUCCAAGCGUUGCCGCAUCCCCGGUGGAGAGCCGCAUUGCGUUCCUUCAAUCGAAGAACCUCACCCAAGAAGAGGUGGAUGCUGCGCUCGCGCGAGCAGACGGCAACCAAGCAGCGGCGCCAUCAUAUGCAAACUAUGCACCCCAACAGCAAGUAGCUAGGCAGCCACCUCCUGGCUAUGGAGGGGGUUACCAGCAGCCAUGGCAGCCACAAGCGCCGCCGGAGCUGCCGAAGAGAGACUGGAGGGACUGGUUCAUCAUGGCCACAGUCGCGGGUGGUGUCGGAUACGGGUUAUACACCGUGGCUAAGCGCUACGUCCUCCCGCUGAUUGCCCCUCCUACUCCCCCCCAACUCGAGCAAGAUAAGGCCUCGAUCGACGCCUCGUUCGAGCAAGCCUUCACUCUCCUCGAACAACUUUCUAAAGACACCGACGCCCUCAAAUCCGCCGAAGAAGAGCGCACCACGCGCCUCGAUGCCGCCCUAGCAGAUGUCGAGUCGGCCAUUAGUGAGCUCAAGACCUCCGCCCGCCGCCGCGACGACGAGUCCCGCCGCACCACCGACGAAGUCCGCGCCCUCAAGGACCUCAUCCCCAAGGCAAUGGACGGCCAGAAGGAGAGCACCGAUGCCCGCCUCAUCGAGCUCAACGCCGAGCUCAAAAGUCUCAAGAAGCUAAUGGGUCAACGCAUGGCCCCCGCCUCGCCUACACCCUCGACCUUCGGCGUCGGCCCAUCCGCCCGCGCUACUACUACCCCUUCCAACACCACCCCCGCCCCUUCCGUAUCGCAGUCCAAUGGCAUGUCCUCCCCGGCUGCGCCUGCGUCUGAGGGAGGCCCAAAGCCGGCCUCGGUCAGCAAUGGCAAAGGCACUGAGUCUACCGCGUCCCUGUCUGGUCGCGGGUCUAGCACCCCAUACAGCGCAGGUGUGCCAACUGGGCGCGCACCGAUUCCAGCGUGGCAGAUGGCGGCGGCCAAUAAGGCUGCUGCUGCUGCACCGGCGGCUUCUUCGAGCUCGCCAGCUGCGGGCGCGUCUGAUGCGCAGGAGGAGACACAGGCUUAG